AAAUUUGUUUUUGGCUUUUGGUGACUGUGUGUGAUUUUCUUCUUCAUUCAUGUUUUCUUUUCAUUUCCCUUGGUUUUGUUUUCGAAUUAUUGUUUAGAUGUAGUGUGUAGCGUAGAGUGCUUGGUAGUGAUGACAAUGGAAAGGAGGAUAAAGCUAAAAACCUUAAACAGCCACAUCACCUGCAAGAUCUGCCGCGGGUACUUCAUCGACGCGACCACGGUCACCGAGUGCCUACAUACGUUCUGCAAGAGUUGCCUGGUGAAGCACCUGGAGGAGAACAACACGUGCCCAACAUGCACCAUAGUGAUCCACCAGUCGCACCCGCUGCAGUACAUCAGCUUCGACCGCACCAUGCAGGACAUUGUGUACAAGCUGGUGCCCGACCUGCAGGACAAUGAAAUUAAAAGGGAAAGAGACUUCUACCGAGCGAGAGGGCUCCCGUGUCCCAAGGAUGCAGCCCUGGCAGCUGACAAGCCAGGUGCAGGCGAUGAGCCCGAGCAACCUGACAACACAGACUCACAUAGGAAGGAUGAACAGGUGAACGUGUGCUUAGAGUGCAUCUCCACCUCGCUGCGGACACUGAAGCGGAGCUUCAUCAGGUGCUCCGCGCAGGCCACCAUCACGCACCUAAAGAAAUUUGUAGCUAAGAAAGUAUUAAAUGGAAUGGAGAAAUAUAGAGAAAUCGACAUCCUGUGUAACGACGAGCUGCUGGGCAAGGACCACACGCUGAAGUUCGUGUACGUGACGCGCUGGAGGUUCCGCGACCCGCCGCUGCGCCUGCAGUACCGGCCCAAGAUCGACUUGUAGCACAGCGCUGCACUACCGACCAGCAUCAUACACAUGUAAAAAUUAUAUUUUUAUGAUACCGAUAAGUUUAUGAACUAUGGUUUAAACUCGUUUGAUAGAUUGAAAAACGCAAAUGUUAUGAAUUUUAGGGAAAAUGUUCUUUUAUGCAGCUCACAGUAUAGUCAACUGACAGAAAUCGUUAUAUUACGAAAACGUGUUAUACAGUGAGUGCAAAUCUUUCUAAAAUCUAAAUACAUGAUUAGAUUUAUCACCAUAAUGGUGAAUGAUAUAACUACAAUUCUAAAACAUAGGCUUGAGAUACCGUUAUAUAUAUAUCUCGCGAAGACAAAAUUACAUUAUUUGUCGAUCAGUAGUGGAUGGAACAUAUUGCUCCUAUGUAUCCUAGUUCAGACGUUAUUGGUCGACUAUGUCUUUAUCUUUGUAUGAGAUAUAUCGAGGCCUACGGCGUGGACUAUAUCUCAAUUAAACGAGUUUCUACUAUAGAGAGUUGAGAACUGUACAACCAUUGCAAGUAUACGAACUGUACCACGCCGUUGCAGUGAGUUGAUAGCUUCUGUCAUAUGAGAUCACUUCUCUCCUGUCCUUUGGGUAUAUUCAAUUAAAGGGAAACUAGUAAUUUUUGUACUUUUAGCUGAUAAGGAUUGACAGUUUAGCUAAUCUGACCAUUAUUUAAAAUCAGAAGAAUAUAUUUAUUUAUUACAAUAUACUUUCCUCUUUCACAAAAUUGCAUGAAAACUAUAAUAAUAAGUUCAAAAUAAAACGAGUAUGCCAAAAAAUCGACAAGUUCAGGCGGACUGUUUAGAUGUUUUGAUGAGAAGAAAUUUAUAAAGUUUCAGUUUUUUGAAGUAAAAAUUCUUAAUGCACGCUUGACUUGGGGAGUGGGCUGCUGAAUGUGUUACGAAAUGUGUGAUCAGGCGAAGCGAACGCUUAUUGAGAGGGAGAGCUAAAUCAGUUAUGUGGUUUAAAGCACUCGUUUUUAUUUGAACUUAUUAUUAUAGUUUUCAUGGAUUUUUGUGAGAAGUGAGAAUGUCCAUUAAAUAUAUUUAGUGGUAUCAAAAUACAUACUUGAAAAUAUAAAACAAAACUGUUUGAAACACAAUUAAGUCAUUACUUUUGUAGUCCUUGGGCACAAAAACAUAAUAUUUAUUAACGAACACACUGCUUAAACUCUGUAUGUCAUAUUCAUGUUGAGUCUGACUACACUGUGAAUGUAGAGAACCAUGGUGGGUGUUAUCGUUCCGAGCCAUCUUCCGUCUUCUCUGGAACUUGUUCCACAAGGUUGUUAGAUUUUAAAUAUCUUUCAUUAUCUAUUCUGCAAUGUAUGAAAAUGAAAAUGAAAAAAAUCUUUAUUGUCUGUAUGUUCAUAAAUAAAUAGGUUAGCUGAUAUCAAAAGUAUUUACUGGUAGCUAUAUGAAGAGUGCGUACCGUAUGGCUGUAAAUAUCUAUAUCUAUACUUAUAAAACUGUAACAGGUAUUUUUUUAAAAAUUUUAAUUAAUUUUAAUUUGAUUCCAUUCAAUUUGGUUAUUAAGUAUAACAGUUUUUAUCUUUUUUUAUUGUAUGUAUAAUAUUUGCACACAAUUUAUUAUUUGAAUGUUGUAAAGAAAAAUAAUUCUUGUAAAUAAAUGAUUAUUAUUAUUAAAAUUAUUACCUAAUAUUUUGUUCAUAGGGCCCAAGGACUAUUGUUAUGGUGGAAAACUAUUUAUUUCACAUUCUGUCACUUGUGAGUGAAUAACAAUAUUUUGGUUGAUGUGAAAAUGUCAUUUCGUCCAUCGCUUGCAUGUGUUGACAUGUACAUUGAGAUCAUCGAUCUCCUAUUAAAAAGUGGAUGCACAAUCAGCGACCAAAAAACGUCCCCACUCAAUGAGUUCCAAACUCAACUUCUUGGCACUCAAUUUGAGUAGUCGCAUUUGCAAAUUCAACCUUAAACUCAAUCCUUAAGGUUGAAUUUGGGAUUUGAUUGAAUAUUGGGCUAUAUUUAAAAGCCUUUAGCUUGGCCAGUUUUUAAGUGAAAUUUUCUACAUGAUUGUGCGUCCUUUUAUUAUAAGAAGUCAAUGAUUGAGAUGCAUAACACGUCUAGAGUUGUUCAACUCAGUGUUUCCUGAUACAGCUCAAACCUGUGAUGGCCUUCAUUGUACUAAAGCUGCGAGUUUGUCAGCCCAUACUUCUAGCAAAGCUAAAUACAAUUUAAAUUAUGAAAACCUUCAUCUUCUGGAUCUAGAAGGAAAGACGCAAAAACGCCAUGUGAACGCGUGCGCUUUGGACGCUUUGGCUUUCGCUUUACUUUAAUUUGUUAAUUAAAUUUUUGUUGUUUAUUAAGUAAAUUUUAUUUUGAAUAAUAAAAAUAGGGUUUUGUAGUCGGCCAGUAAGCUUCUCAAAGUUGUUUGUUGUAGUUCCUUAUCACAAAAGCAAAGAGUUCAUAACAUUGCUUUUUGUGAACAUAAUUGAUAUUCUUCUUAAUAUUAAUUGUUAAUUAGUUGAAAUAUAAUAUUAUUAACUGUCCAACCAAACUCGCGGUAAAAAUGUAUGAACAAUAGUUUGAACAGGUAUUUGAGCGCUACAUCUCUUUGGUGUAGUUCAUCUCCAGUACAAGUUAUUGCCGUUUUGUUUUACUCUGAUAUUUGUCUAAAUUGGCAUCUAUACUCAGAGGCACAAUUAUCCGCCCACUUUAAUAUACCCGCGUCAUAUUAAAGUGUAUUUAAGUAAAAAUUGUGCCUCUGAGUAUAUUUUAGCCGAGAUCUCUAGUUUGCAAGGUUAAUUUGCGCUACACGCACAUAAAAUCCACUUGUACAUUAUAUUGACUAUUCGGAAUUAACUAAACACAAUUAAACUACAAAUGGUAGCAAUUUGUAGAUAACUAUAAUGAAGUUAACAAGUGUUGUUACUCUACACCAGAGAGCUUGGCACGACUACAGAACCCUUCACUGAGCGAGUUUUGAUGCACUUUAUCAUUUAUUUAGUUCACAAUUUGUUAUUUUGUUUAUAGAAGGAAUGUUUUUUGUUGUAUCUCAUUGUUUUUUAUUCUGCACGUGGGCCUUAAUUCCCUUACACCAAUCUCACUCUCUGACAUCAGAAGGAGAUUCAGUAGGCGAAUAGUGUAAGUGAGUGAAGGCGCGGUGUGUCGUGAGUCAGUGAUUGAUUUUUUUAUAUAACAAUGAAUAGGUACCAAUUAUUUGAAUUAUUGUAAAUAAAAUAUAUCAUUUAAUUA
Messenger RNA from Bicyclus anynana (squinting bush brown), 4013 nucleotides. RefSeq names its product polycomb group RING finger protein 3 (gene l(3)73Ah). Bases 130 to 807 code for a protein of 225 amino acids. The record is from RefSeq and is a predicted model, not a curated record. Lineage: Eukaryota; Metazoa; Arthropoda; Insecta; Lepidoptera; Nymphalidae. Gene Ontology annotation, cellular component: PRC1 complex. The transcript has 5 exons. Gene Ontology annotation, biological process: regulation of transcription by RNA polymerase II.